Molecule: messenger RNA, 3814 nt
Organism: Nerophis ophidion (straightnose pipefish)
Lineage: Eukaryota; Metazoa; Chordata; Actinopteri; Syngnathiformes; Syngnathidae
Product: cytochrome P450 2K1-like
Exons: 9
Coding region: 566-2074 (502 amino acids)
Biological process (GO): xenobiotic metabolic process
Cellular component (GO): intracellular membrane-bounded organelle; cytoplasm
Molecular function (GO): heme binding; oxidoreductase activity, acting on paired donors, with incorporation or reduction of molecular oxygen, reduced flavin or flavoprotein as one donor, and incorporation of one atom of oxygen; iron ion binding
Source: RefSeq, a predicted model, not a curated record
GAGCUGCUCUUUGUCUGAUCACUCACCUAGGACCUGUUUGUCUUGGGAGACCCUACCAGGGGGCAUGAAAGCCCCCAGACAACAUAGCUCCUAGGAUCAUUGGGACACUCAAACUCCUCUACCACGGUAAGGUAGCAGCUCAGAGAGGAGCAUAUUAGGAAUAUAUAUAUUAAAUCUAGGUCUUAACUACGCCCCCUUUGUGUCUGUGUCGUCUACUCCCCCGCCGUACACAACUUAAUUGUUGAUUAAAAUGUGGGGGAGUAUGUUGUUUUUUUUUGCCACUCAAGAAAUAAAAUUUGACUAGUAUUUUUAUUCAAUGUUUUAUUUGUAGAGAAUCCAAACUGCACUUUUGUCAAGUAGUACAGAGCGAUUACAAGGUGUUUAUCAUCUUGAAUGCCUCUAUGAACUUUGUAUCCUUUUUUUGAACGGAUUUAUUUUGUUGACGAUACUGUGUUAACACGCCCACUGGAGUGUGAUUGGGGGAACAGAUCCUCCUCAGCUUUUAUAGAGAGCCACUGAGCGUGUGCAGCAGGUGUGUUUGUGAAAGUUUGUGCCCUGACACAGCAUGUUUGAAGAGUUCCUGCAGGCUCCUGCUUUGGCCUCCUGGUUGGGGCUUCUUGCAGGCUUGCUGGCCGUCUAUCUUUUGUACUCCAGUUGGACUUUCCAAGACAAUCAGAAGCAUCCUCCUGGGCCCAGACGUCUUCCUUUGCUUGGUAACCUGCAUCAGCUGGAUCUUGAGAAGGUUGAUAAGUCUCUUUUGAAGCUGUCUAAAAGGUACGGACCGGUGUUUACCGUCUACUUCGGACUCAAAAAAGUGGUGGUCUUGGCUGGUAGCAAGGCUGUCAGGCAGGCUCUCAUCAACCAUGCCGAGGAGUUUGGGGAGAGAGAAAUCAGCCCGUUAUUCCACGAUUUCGCCAAAGGGCAUGGCAUAGUAUUCUCAAAUGGUGAUGGCUGGAAGGAAAUGAGGCGCUUUACCUUAACAACUUUGAAAGAUUUUGGGAUGGGCAAGAGACUCAUUGAGGAGAAAAUCUCUGAAGAAUGUCACAACCUGAUGGAAGAGUUUGAAAAACAUAAAGGCAAAGCCUUCGACAACACGAUGAUCAUGACCUACGCGGCUUCAAAUAUCAUUUCUGCCAUCAUAUUCGGAAAGAGGUUUGACUUCAAAGAUCCAGUCCUGCGGGAUAUGGUGGAAAAUGACAAAGAAAUCAUCCGUCUGGCUGGAACUGCUUCCAUCGUGAUCUAUAAUACUUUUCCAAUGCUGGGUCCUUGGCUUAAAAACUGGAGGGAUUUCAUGAAGAAUACUGAGGACUACAAGCAGCAUUUUUUGCAAUUAGUAAACAAACUAAGGGAGACUUUCAAUCCUGACAUAUGUCGGUGCUUUAUCGAUGCUUUCUGCACACGUAAGCUGAGUCUGGAGGAUUCUGAUGCUCAAGGGGUGCACUACCAUGAUGACAACCUGGUCGGCAGUGUCAUGGAUUUGUUUGGCGCUGGAACUGACACAACAUCAAACACUCUUCGCUGGAGUCUACUUUUAAUGGCCAAGUAUCCUCAAAUACAAGAUCGGGUCCAGGAGGAGCUUAGUAGAGUGGUGGGAGACCGUCAGAUCACAAUGGAGGACAGGAGGAACCUGCCUUACAUCGAUGCUGUCAUCCACGAGACACAGAGGUUCGCCAACAUCGUUCCCACUUCCGUCACUCACAGCACCAGCAGAGACGUCACCUUCCAGGGAUACUUCAUUGAAAAGGGGACCACUGUGCUCCCUCUGCUGACAUCUGUCCUCUAUGAUGAGAGUGAGUGGGAGACACCAAACACCUUCAACCCUUCCCACUUCCUGGACAAGGAGGGUAAAUUCAUCAAAAGGGAUGCUUUCUUGCCUUUCUCUGCAGGCCGCAGGGCUUGUCUUGGGGAAGGUCUGGCCCGGAUGGAGCUCUUCCUCUUCUUCACACACCUCCUGCAGCGCUUUCGAUUCACCCCUGCACCCGGGAUGUCGGAGGACCAGCUGGAUUUGACCCCAGCGGUGGGCUUUACACUCAGUCCUCUACCACACCAGUUGUGUGCUGUGAGUCGCCACUGAGAAGUUGUUUAGAUAAAAGUAAAAGGAGUGUCUCAUACCUUUGCACUCAGUCUGUCAUCUUAGGAUCAAUGAUUGAUAUUAUUGAUAUUAAAAUUGAGUUUUCCUUGGCUAAAAUAUCAAAGGACUGCAAAUAAUGACCAAACUGUGACGCAUGAAUGACUUUCAUAUAAUCAACAUACAGUUAGUUACUUAUAACUUUUCUAUUGUUAUUAGAGAAUGUAUUUGUAAUUGUGUCAAAGCAGUCUUAAACGAUACUGUGAACGGCUUCUUGCCGCCAUCGUGCGGGUUGCAUGCAAGUCUCCAUGGGGCCCUAAGCAAAAUUUGAUUUUGGGGCCCUAUUUCUGCCAAUAAUAUUGAUUGUUGAUCAUUGACACACUUACUACAGUUGUGAUCAAAAUUAUUCAACCCCCACACAAUUUUGGUGUUUUAGCAAGUUGGACAUGUAUUCCAUAUUUUGUUUCUAGUCAUAUCAAAUAAAGAUGCAUUAAAUAGACAAAUGCAACUUGAAUUACAACAUUGUAUUUUGUAACAUACCAAACAGUGUUAUUUCUCUUAAUAUCUCAUUGACAAAAUUAUUCAACCCCUUGAAGAUCAUAAUUCUUAAGAACAGAAUUUGAAUAUGGUCUUUUCAAUCAGGUGUUGAAAACACCUGUAGAUGUGAUUAGAACCAUAACAAGCAACAAUUAAACUGAUUGAAAAAGACUGUGACGCUCAGCUUCUUGGAGAUGGUCAAUGGUGUAUUUGUAACAUGGUGAAGUCCAGGGAGUGGUCAAAGAAGUCAAGAGAGGAGGUCAUUUCUCUUCAUAAGAAAGGAUAUGGAUAUAAGAAAAUAGCAAAGACAUUACACAUUCCAAGAGACACAGUUAGGAGCAUAAUUCGCAAGUUUAAAGCUAAAGGCACAGUGGAAAGACUACCUGGGCGUGGUAGAAAGAGGAUGCUGUGUGGUAUUUGAAGCGUACAGUGGUGGAAAAACUGAGGAACUACAACUUUUUUGGUAUUUUGUAAAAUACAGAGUUACACUUUAAGUUGCAUUUGUCUAUUUGACACAUCUUUAUUUGAUACGACCAUAGACAAAAUACGGAAUAAAUGUCCAACUUGCUAAAACACCAAAAUUGUGUGGGGGUUGAAUAAUUUUGAUCACAACUGUAUAAACUCAUUGCAGCUCUGGCAGUGUUGUUUACCUUAUCCCAGUGGUUCUCAACCUUUUUUCAGUGAUGUACCCCCUGUGAACAUUUUUUUAAUUCAAGUACCCGCUAAUCAGAGCAAAGCAUUUUGGGUUGAAAAAACAGAUAAAUAAGUAAAAUACAGCACUAUGUCAUUAGUUUCUGAUUUAUUAAAUUGUAUAACAGUGCAACAUAUUGCUCAUUUGUAGUGGUCUUUCUUGUACUAUUUGGAAAAAAAGAUAUAAAAAAUAACUAAAAACUUGUUGAAAAAUAAACAAGUGAUUCAAUUAUAAAUAAAGAUGUCUACACAUAGAAGUAAUCAUCAACUUAAAGUGUCCUCUUUGGGGAUUGUAAUAGAGAUCCAUCUGGAUUCAUGAACUUAAUUCUAAAAAUUUCUUCGCAAAAAAAGAAAUCUUUAACAUCAAUAUUUAUGGAACAUGUCCACAAAAAAAUCUAGCUGUCAACACUGAAUAUUGCAUUGUUGCAUUUCUUUUCACAGUUUAUGAACUUACACUCAUAUUUUGUUGAAGUAUUAUUCAAUAAAUAUAUUUAUAAAGGAUUUUUGAAUUGUUGCUAU